Planococcus citri (citrus mealybug) is the source of this 2562-nucleotide messenger RNA. Its product is annotated as quinone oxidoreductase-like protein 1. Bases 293 to 1369 code for a protein of 358 amino acids. NCBI's taxonomy places the organism in Eukaryota, Metazoa, Arthropoda, Insecta, Hemiptera, Pseudococcidae. Gene Ontology annotation, molecular function: oxidoreductase activity. The transcript is spliced from 8 exons. The record is from RefSeq and is a predicted model, not a curated record.
AUCUCAUGACGUCAAAGAGAAUGCCCCAGUUACUCUCGUUGCCAUUGGCUACUUCGGUUGCACUGAUAACGCGAUUAUCUAUAUCUACUUCAGUUUUUUUUAGCGGUUUUUACGGAGAAGCGGGAAUGUUGAGGUGAAUUAUUCUCAAACGCGCAUAGUUUUAGCUCAUGUAAAGUUCAAUUUUCAUUUUCACUUCACCUGUUAGUUGUUCGAAAUUUAGUACCGUAGUUCAGAGUGGGUGCAUGUGGUUCGACUCAUAACGUUGAAUUUUCAGAUCUAGUGUUUAUGCAAUAUGAAUCCAUCAAGUGUUCCAGUAUCUACGAAAAAAUCAAAAUACGCUUAUUUAAACAAGAAGAAUGACAUGGUGUUUUGCGAACAGGAUGUAUCGACCGAUUUGAAAAAAUUUGAUGUACUCGUCAAAGUACUAGCUUGCGGUAUAUCUAUCGCUAACGAAGAAUAUAAACCUGUAGUCGACGAUAGUAAAAUGGACACGGAGUAUAGAACUUUGGGUACAGAUAUAUCUGGUAUCGUGCAAAGUGUCGGAUCCGAGGUGAAUACUUUGCACGUUGGAGAUCGCGUAGCAGGAGUAAUUCCUGUAUCCUGCGCACAGUCCGGAUGUGGCCAGUAUGUUGUAAUUGAACAGUAUGAUUUAGUUCGUGUACCAGAAUGCAUCAAUUUUGCGGAUGCUGCUGCUUGUAUCGGAGAUUGUAUCCGGGCCUACAUUGCGCUUCAUUAUUGUUCGAAGAUAACAAAAGAUGAUAUUAUUUUGGUGUUAAAUGGUGCAUUGCCAUGCUCCAAUAUUUGUGUGCAGAUCGCGCACCACGUCGGAGCUAAAAUACUCACUACGUGUAUGUCGCCCACUGAAAAAACGUAUUUGGAAACGUUCGACGAUUGCAUCGAUGAAAUCAUCGAUUUGAGCGAAAGCACCGAUAUAGACGAUACUCUUUUCAACGAAUGUAUGAAUAAAACCGAUAAUUUAGGAGUCGACGUUGUUCUUGAUUUGGAAACUUCUAUGAAAGAGGAUAAAACACCCAAUCAAUUGAGCACCGAAACGAUUAUUUCGUGUUUGACCAUUCAUGGAAGAUGGGUUUCGUGUAAUUCUAGAUUACAACUGGAUCCUCCAGAUUCGCAGAAAUUAUUCGACCGUUGUGCUUGUAUAAGUUUUCUGUACGAACAGGCUUGGUUAAUGUCGAAAAUCGCCCAAGGCAAAUAUCAACACAUUUUGACAGACGCGAUGCAUAAAUUAAAAGAAAACAUUAUAAAGCCUUACGUGUAUCACACCGUUAAUUUCGAAUCAUUACCAGAAGUUAUUCAGCAGUUAUCAAAAAAUCAAGUUAAUCGUAUCGUAGCUAGCAUUACGCAUAAAUAAUGUUGUUACCUUUUCUCAUUUUACGUUUUGUAAAUAUUCUCAAUCAAUUUUUCUUUGUUUUCUAGUCUUUUUUUUUUUUUUUUUUUUAAUCGCUGUUUUCAAGUAUUUGUUUUUAUUAGCUUCUCAUUAAUGAUCUUGUCCGCAUAAAAUGUUUCAUUCAUGUCCUUAGAAAUCCGUAUCAUCUAGGAAUGAAUUUAAUGGUUGGUUUCGUCUUCACCGAAGUAUGAUUUUGGCGUUUAUUAUUUUCUGCUGUAUUGGUGCGCUAUAAGAUUUCAUUUACAUUCCUUCGCCGUCUUGUUCCUUUGUUUAUGCAUUUAUUAAAAUUAAAUGAAUCGUGCAAUGUUUACGUGCGAUCAGCCUUUUUAUAUUUUCUUUUCUGUUUUUUAACAAGACCUACUUGUAAGAACACUAGUAAUUUCUAGUCUUAACUAGUCGCCAAUGGUCUUAAGCAUUGUACGGUGUAAUUUUCUACAUUGUAUGUACUGCUAAGCUAAUUUACCGGAAAUUUUUAUGAAAACAAAUUUGUGAUAUUCGAGUUAUUUUUACAAUCAACUUUUCAACUGCGAUACUUUUUGUUACAAAAAAAAAAAAAAAAACUAAUACUGUGAUUAUCCUCUAUUGUAAGAUUUUCUGUAAUCGAUUCAGCAACAUUCCUUUCACACAAACGUUAGUGCUUCCUUCAAUAAAACGUGAUGUUCCCUUGAAAUUUUGGUUGAGUCUCGUCCGAGUGUUUGUUAUUUCUCGAAUAUUUUAUUGCACGUGUGUUUUUCGGUUGCGUUAUUCGUAGGUACUAUCAUUUUUUGAAAUGUUAAUUAAUGUGUAUUACUUUUUAUAUUACAGUAAAACUGAUGUGUAUGCUCAAUGUUUUCUUUAUGGAUUUAUAUCAAUAUUAUACUAUCUAUGUAUUAAUAAUAAUUACUACCUAAAAUUCUAAAAGUAUUUUUUUCCUGAGAACUCUUCAAGCGGUACAAAAUCACCUGUGGUUUUUUUGCUGAGAACAUCAAAUGUGUGUAAAAAAUUAUUAAAUUUACUCGAGCGAACCUGUUACUAAUUUUCAUUGAAUUUUUAUUAUUUCGUGAUAUUUUUUCCUAUGGUAAACAGUAUGUAAUACUGAAGAUCGGAUAUUCUAUUGAUAAGUAUACCUAUUACCUACCCAUUGUUUUAUUUUGACUUAGUAAAUGUUUUUUUCCUUC